Molecule: messenger RNA, 2414 nt
Organism: Tauraco erythrolophus (red-crested turaco)
Lineage: Eukaryota; Metazoa; Chordata; Aves; Musophagiformes; Musophagidae
Source: RefSeq, a predicted model, not a curated record
CGCAUUUACUACCUGUCCCUGGAGUUCUACAUGGGCCGUACCCUGCAGAACACCAUGGUGAACCUGGGCCUGCAGAACGCUUGUGACGAAGCCAUUUACCAGGUGAAUUUGGACUUGGAGGAGCUGGAAGAAAUCGAAGAAGAUGCUGGGCUGGGAAACGGAGGCCUGGGCCGCCUGGCAGCUUGCUUCCUAGACUCCAUGGCCACACUGGGGCUGGCGGCAUAUGGUUACGGCAUCCGCUACGAGUUCGGUAUCUUCAAUCAGAAGAUCAUCGGUGGCUGGCAGGUGGAGGAGGCCGAUGACUGGCUACGCUAUGGCAAUCCCUGGGAGAAAGCUCGGCCAGAGUACAUGCUCCCCGUGCACUUCUACGGCCAUGUGGAUCACACCCCAGAGGGUGUGAAGUGGAUCAACACCCAGAUUGUCCUUGCUAUGCCUUAUGACACACCAGUGCCAGGAUACAAGAACAACACUGUGAACACCAUGAGGCUGUGGUCUGCAAAAGCGCCCAAUGACUUCAACCUCCAAGAAUUCAACGUAGGUGACUACAUUGAGGCGGUGUUGGACAGAAACCUGGCAGAAAAUAUAUCCAGAGUCCUGUACCCCAAUGACAACUUCUUUGAAGGCAAGGAGCUGCGGCUGAAACAGGAGUACUUUGUGGUGGCUGCUACCCUCCAAGACAUCAUCCGCCGCUUUAAGUCCUCCAAAUUUGGCUGUCGAGACCCUGUGAGAACAUGCUUUGAAACCUUCCCAGACAAGGUGGCUAUUCAGCUAAAUGACACCCACCCUGCCCUGUCCAUCCCAGAGCUCAUGCGGAUCUUGGUAGAUGUGGAGAAGGUGGAUUGGGACAAGGCCUGGGAGAUCACAAAACGGACCUGUGCCUACACCAACCACACUGUGCUGCCUGAAGCCCUGGAGCGCUGGCCAGUCUCCAUGUUUGAAAAGCUGCUGCCACGUCACCUGGAGAUCAUUUACGCCCUCAACCAAAUGCACCUGGACCGGGUGGCAGCUCUCUACCCAGGGGACAUUGACCGUCUCCGGAGAAUGUCGGUGAUCGAGGAGGGUGACUGCAAACGUAUUAACAUGGCGCACCUCUGCGUGAUUGGCUCCCAUGCGGUCAACGGCGUGGCCCGCAUCCACUCAGACAUUGUCAAGAACUCAGUGUUCAAGGAUUUCUAUGAGCUGGAGCCAGAGAAGUUUCAGAACAAGACAAAUGGGAUCACGCCGAGGCGCUGGCUCCUGCUGUGCAACCCAGGUCUGGCUGAUGUUAUUGCCGAGAAAAUCGGGGAAGGCUUUAUCACAGAUCUGAGCCAGCUGAAGAAGCUACUGGAUUUCAUCAAUAAUGAGACUUUUAUCAGGGAUGUGGCAAAAGUCAAACAGGAGAACAAGCUGAAGUUUGCAGCCUACUUGGAGGAGCAGUACAAGGUCAAGAUCAACCCUUCGUCCAUGUUCGAUGUUCAGGUCAAGCGAAUCCAUGAGUACAAGCGGCAGCUGCUGAAUUGCCUGCAUGCUAUCACUCUCUACAACCGCAUCAGAAGCAGUCCAUCCAAAUCCUUCGUGCCCAGGACUAUUAUGAUUGGAGGAAAGGCGGCCCCUGGCUACCACAUGGCUAAGAUGAUCAUCAAACUCAUCACAUCCAUCGGUGAGGUCAUCAACAACGAUCCCUAUGUGGGGGACAGGCUCAAGGUCAUCUUCCUGGAGAACUACCGGGUAUCCUUGGCUGAGAAGGUGAUCCCAGCAGCGGAUCUCUCCCAGCAGAUCUCCACAGCUGGCACGGAGGCCUCGGGUACUGGAAACAUGAAGUUCAUGGUGAACGGGGCCCUCACCAUUGGUACCAUGGAUGGGGCUAAUGUGGAGAUGGCUGAGGAGGCAGGCGAAGAAAACCUCUUCAUCUUUGGCAUGCGGGUGGAGGACGUGGAGGCCCUGGAUCGCCAAGGGUACAACGCGCGGGAGUACUAUGAACGCCUGCCAGAGCUGCGACAGGCUAUCGACCAGAUCAGCAGCGGAUUUUUCUCCCCUCGAGACCCUGAUUGCUUCAGGGACGUCGUGAACAUGCUGAUGUACCAUGACAGGUUUAAGGUGUUUGCCGACUAUGAGGCGUACAUUAAAUGCCAAAGCCAAGUGGACCAGCUCUUCAAGGACCCCCGGGAGUGGACUAAGAAGGUCAUCAGGAACAUUGCAUGCUCGGGCAAGUUCUCCAGUGACAGGACCAUCACAGAGUAUGCCCAGGAGAUCUGGGGUGUGGAGCCAUCUGCCACAAAAAUCCCCCCACCCAACCUCCCCCGAGAUUGAUGUGAGCACAGAAGGAAGGCAGGAGUGAUAGGUUCCCAACCCAGGAGGCCCCACCUGCAUUUCUGUUUCUGCAGAAACAAGGCCUUUCCCUCAGGGGAAUAGAAGGAUGCUCUGAGGAGAAGCCC